AAGUGGAAAACAUGUUUUUUUGUUAGCAACAUGCAACUUUAAACGUCCAAUCUUAUUGUGAUUAACUUUAAUUAGUUUUUUAAUUUGCUUAGCAAUUUGUGAUAUUGUAAUUUGUUAUGCCAGUAAAAAUGAGUAAUCGUUUUAUUUCACAUCGGAUUAAUCUGUUUGAGCCAGAUCUGUUGUUUUCAAUAAAUUGUCUAUCCUUGAAUUCAAAGGAAAACAAGCUUGCUGUUUUACGUCGGAGUUUGCCAAAAGAUGAUGUAUUACAAUCAAAAUCAUCAACAGCUAAUAUUGACUCUCUAUUGUCACACAGUGCUAUAGAAAUAUGGCAAUCAAGUGUUGAUCAUUGUUUAACUCUAUCGCAGGUAAUUUAUGAAGAUGAGGACGAUCCAUGCCUUCUUGAAUCUUUAGGAUGGUCUUAUGAUAACCGACUAUGGGCUUGUGGAUUGAAUGGGCGCCUUCAUAAAGUUGAUUUAGUUAAUGGUACGAUAAAUACAGGGUUUCCUUUGGUUUCUGGAGCUGGUUGGUGUUUACAAUUUAAUGGAGAUAGAACAUUGGCGGCGGUUGGAACAGAAACUGGUUAUAUUAAUAUAUUCAAUUUUGCUAUGGCUGAACAAGAAGUAAUGGACUUUGAGUUUGUUAAGACAUUGGACCGAGACCAAGCCAGAAUUAUGUGCAUUUCUUGGUAUGAACCAGAUAAUGAGGAUAAGAGGAUAGUCUCAGGAUCGGUCGGUGUAAUCAAAAUUUGGAAUUACGAAUCUGGAUCCUGCUUGAAUGUAAUAAAAGCAAGUGCUGCAACCACAAUUUUUUGGUGUUUAACCAUUAUCGAUGGUUUUACAAUAGUCUCUGGUGACUCUACAGGCAACACUUCAUUUUGGGAUGGCAAAAAUGCAAUUUUAAUCAAUUCAAUACCCUCUCAUAAAUCUGAUGUCUUGUGCCUAACUAAAACACAAAAAAAUCUAAAAAAUUUAAUUUAUUCGUCUGGAAUAGAUCCUAGUGUAAUUACGUUCAACGUUGAUUCUAAUGGUAAAGGAGUCCAAUCAGCAACAUUACAUCUCCAUAGUCACGAUGUUCGAUCUCUUGUUUUCACCAAAGAAUGGCUCAUAUCAGGAGGAUUUGAUUGUUAUCUUACCCAAGUUUGUGCCUUUCCUCCAAAACAAGUACACCAAGCUCCAGUUUUAACUAACAUGAUACAUAUUCAUAAAGAUCAUAUGCUUUUCCAGUAUAGUAGAUCUUUAGAGCUUUGGAAAAUUGGAUCAACCACUCCGAACAAUAAUGCCAAUAAUAAUUAUCAGAAUGAAAUUUUGGCCUUAGGUGAUGCAAGUCAAUUACCAUUAACAAAAGAACCUGUCAAAAUUGUCAACAUAUCAACUAAACGUUUAAUACAUCAGUCUAAUUUUUCUGGACCAUGGAUUGUCUAUUCUAUCCUAGAAAAAGUAAAAGUUUUACAUUGUUCUGGUGACACUAUUACCAAGGUUCCACUUCUAUGUGACCCUAUUUUUGAAGUUAUUACUGGCUUACAAUUUGUUGAUGACAAAUAUUUACUUCUAUCUACUGGACUUAAAAUUUACGUCUUCAAACUUGCAAUUUCAGGACUUGUUUUAGUUACACAAUUCAAACAUAAACAUAGAAUCGUAAAGAUGGCAACUUCUAGUGAUUAUGUUGCAUUAUCAUUGGAAAAUCGUUCUGUUGUUAUAAACAAUACAGCUGAUUGGUCUCGAGUCGUUCGAUUCAAAGCAAACUCUAUACCUACCUGCUUUACUUUCAACAUCCAUCAGAAAGACCAUCUUUGGCUUGGUUUUUCUAAUCAUCUCAUCAUGAGUUACUCCAUUCCCAAAAAUGAAUUUACAAAAUAUUCAUACAAUGAACCAAAUCAAUAUCUACCAUUAAUCGGACUAACAUUUCACCCAAAUGGUUUCAUUGCUUAUGAUCAAGAUCGUUUAUAUCAUUAUAAUGGUUCUUCUUGGACAUCAUCAGAUCGCUACUCUCACUUAGCCAAGGUUGAAUACUUGCCUGAAAAUCAAGAAUUACUUGUGAUUGAAGUAACAUCAAGUAUGAUUAAAAGAAAACUUCCAAUUAGAUUUUCAAAGAAAAAAUUUGGAACUUAAAAAUAAAUAUUUUCCUAAUGCCAAGAUUAAGCCGAUACUCAAUGUUUUCUUCAUUUUUUCUUGCGACUAUCGUUAUACUGGAUACAAAAGAAGUCCUCGACUGGUUUUGAUUGAUUGACAAUCUAAUCGUGUAAUAAUAAUACUAUCAGAGACAAACCAAGUGAUAAUCACAUCAUGAUUAAACGAAAUAUUUUCUCAAUAGUAAAACAAACAAUUGUUAAUCCUUGAAAUAUUGUCAUAUUCGCGUAACUAAUCUCUUUGCCAGCUAAUAAUGGAUCAACACAAAACAAUACAAUACAACUGAUUAACUUGUACGUAUCAUGACUGGAAAGAAAAGCGUAGAAAAUUCAGAGACCUCUCCAAAAGCCAGGAUAGCUAAGUUCCUAGAUCAGCCACUGAGAUGUGACUCUUGGUUGAUGUGACAAAAAAUUAAUAUAACUUGGCUCAUGAAUUAAUAAAUCAAUCGAAAAUAUGUUUAAAAAAAGUUCCUCAACUUUGUAACAUUGCGAUCGUUAGGUGUAGUGAGCUGAUUUAUUGACAAUCCUUUAUGAAAUAUGAUUGCAUCUCUUUCACCACUUUUAAUUUUGAUCAAGUUUUCCUGGUAGUGAAAAUUAAUCAACUGGAGAUAAAGAUGACAGAAAUCUUUCAAAAAGGAAAGACUUUAACGAGAUGAAGGAAAGUAUACCAAUCUUUAAUAAUGAAUGAUAUUCAAUUGAAUCCUGUUAUGUUACCACGAUGAUGAUUAAAAUGAUUUGGCAUCAUUAUCUUCAAAGAAACCUUUUAAAAAGAUCUCAUUUAGUUGAAUUACAAAAUAUCCAAAGAGGAAAUAAACCAUUUAAAGUUGAUAAUCGGAGAAAACCAUUUAACUCUAAUGAAUCCAUCUAAAUGUAUUUUUUAUCCAUAUUUGUAUUGAAAGGGUCAACACAUUAUCUCCUUGUUAACAAUUUAACUGAAACCAAAGUUUUCCUUUCAAUUCUUUCCAUAGUAACAAUCUUUUAUGACAAAUAAGCCAUCAUCAGCAUCAGCAUUAUCAUCGGGAAUUGUAAACUAUCAUCAAGAUUCUGUGACUAUCACCAUUGUAGUCUCAAACAAAAACCAAGAAAAUGUUAAUCAAGCAAGAUAAUGUAUCAUUAUUAUUCUAAUCAAUUAUAUAACUCAAUAAUUUUCAUACUUGAACACGACAAAAAAAACAAAGAUCGUAAAAAAAUGCAAUAAAAGACGACAGGAAAAAAAAGUUGAACAGCAUAGGGAAAAGGACGCGAGACAAUCAACACUAUCUUUAUAUUUAAUAUUAAGUACGCCUUGAUUAAGCCAGUGAUGAAAGGAACCUCAGAAUGAUUACAAUUAGUCGAUUGAUUCACCGAAACAAAAAGAUUGGAAACUUGAUCGAGAUAAGAUUGGGUAAAUAAAGAUGUCUCUGGUAAUCUUUGCCUGGUUGUCCUUUAUCCUUUCAGUAUCAUAUGUUUAUAACUAGUAAAAUGUCAACAGAGGGCGAUACAAAUGAUCGUCCUGAUCGAGUUGGAAUGUUUUUUCUCGAAAAAUAGAGAAAAGAAAGAGAAGAGAGGAAAGAGGAAGAGAAAUUAAGAAGCGCAGGCUAAGAAUGGAUGAGAUGGUGGAGGAGGAGGUUGUGAUAGUCAGAAGGAUGUUUAACUGAUAACCAUAGAGAGAGGAGAGUUGUUACCUUUACAUAGAGAGGAGUAAAAAAUCAACAACAGUUAUUUCCAACAGUAAUCAGUAUUUUUUUUCCUGGUUAACCCCGAAUCCCUAAACCUCUCUCCCUCUCCCUCUCUCUCUCCUCUCCUCUUCUCUCUCUCUAUCUCUCUCUCUCUCACUAAUCUUUAUAUCAGUGUUUAUCUCUUUCAUUUUCACACAAGUAAACACACUCACUUUCUAUGUGUAAUACAAAUUCAGCAACAUUUGACAUCAACUGUGAUACCCAACACUACAGAACACACAUUUUCUGCUUUUCCCUCUCAACAUUCUCAUCUUCUCCCAUCUGUAUAUUAUGUAAAUAACUGUUUCUUCGUCGUCCUUGUCUCAUCAUCAUCAUCAUCCUCACCACCAUCAUCACCAUCACGACCAACACCACUACCACCACCGCAAUCAUCAUCAUAAUCACCAUCUUCUGGAUUUUUUCAAAUUUCAUCAUCUAUCAACAUCUUCGUCUCGUUCUCAUCCUUCAAAACCAACAAAAACCACCAGCUUCAUUAACAAGGAUCAACAAAAUAUCUCUAUCAACUAUUUAAAUCAUCUUUUCUCAACCAAAUCUCCCUCUCUAUAUAUAUUUAUGUUUCGUCUCUCAUCUUCUAAGUUAAUAUUCUCAUCAAUUUUGAUCAUCUCCUAAUGAAAGUACUUAAUGAAACAAAACUGGUUGAACUUGUUACCUAAUAUUAACCCUGUGCACCAGUUAUUACAGUGAUAUACAAA
Tetranychus urticae (two-spotted spider mite) is the source of this 4535-nucleotide messenger RNA. RefSeq names its product UTP4 small subunit processome component l(3)72Dn (gene l(3)72Dn). Gene Ontology annotation, cellular component: t-UTP complex; small-subunit processome; 90S preribosome. The record is from RefSeq and is a predicted model, not a curated record. Gene Ontology annotation, biological process: maturation of SSU-rRNA from tricistronic rRNA transcript (SSU-rRNA, 5.8S rRNA, LSU-rRNA). Lineage: Eukaryota; Metazoa; Arthropoda; Arachnida; Trombidiformes; Tetranychidae. Gene Ontology annotation, molecular function: protein binding; RNA binding.